CAUGGCCAGUAUGUUACUGAUCUAAAACAGUGGAAGAACGUUUUUCUGACGCAUAUUGCUGAUCUCAAGGAAUCUCCUGGUGUUGACUUAAAGGGGACACUCUUUCUUACCGAACACGAAACCAGGAUACUCAUUCAUUGGGUUCCAGACCCUGAUCAAGACAAUUCGCUCCCGGAUAGUCUGAAGAAGGGUUACGAAUUGGACGUGUGUGACCUGAAGCACUUGGUAUGCCGCGUCUUACCCGGAUUCCAUUGUCGUGCACUAUACUUGACUCUAAAAAACAACACCACAUACGGUCCCUUUACAUUCCGCACCGGUGGAGCUAGCAAUUUCAUUGACACGUUGGGAGAGACUCUGAUCCUUACUAGAUCGGAGGAAGACAAGACGCUGUACUUCGUCCGACCUCGUCCUCCACAACCAUUCUCUCUUUAUCGCCUUCCAACCGC
Dicrocoelium dendriticum is the source of this 446-nucleotide messenger RNA. Lineage: Eukaryota; Metazoa; Platyhelminthes; Trematoda; Plagiorchiida; Dicrocoeliidae. The record is from the annotation of a GenBank genome assembly.